Acanthopagrus latus (yellowfin seabream) is the source of this 777-nucleotide messenger RNA. It is a transcript of the gene npy, whose product is annotated as neuropeptide Y. The record is from RefSeq and is a predicted model, not a curated record. The transcript has 4 exons. Gene Ontology annotation, biological process: feeding behavior; neuropeptide signaling pathway. NCBI's taxonomy places the organism in Eukaryota, Metazoa, Chordata, Actinopteri, Spariformes, Sparidae. Gene Ontology annotation, molecular function: neuropeptide Y receptor binding; neuropeptide hormone activity. The coding region runs from base 152 to 454 and encodes 100 amino acids. Gene Ontology annotation, cellular component: extracellular region.
AGACCUGUGCUGAGCGGAGCAGCUCUGACGCGUUGUUCUGCAGCGCCUCUUGCGCGCACAGAUAUAAAAACCGAGCGCGCACCAAGUGCCCAGAAGAGCAGAAGAGACGCCACAGGACAGCGCGCAAUUCUCCCCUGACCCUCUGGGAAAUAUGCAUCCUAACUUGGUGAGCUGGCUGGGGACUCUGGGGUUCCUGCUGUGGGCGCUGCUCUGUCUGGGCGCGCUGACGGAGGGAUACCCGGUGAAACCGGAGAACCCCGGGGAGGACGCUCCGGCGGAGGAGCUGGCCAAGUACUACUCAGCCCUGAGACACUACAUCAACCUUAUAACAAGACAGAGGUAUGGAAAGAGGUCCAGUCCUGAGAUUCUGGACACGCUGGUCUCAGAGCUGCUGUUGAAGGAAAGCACAGACACCCUUCCACAGUCGAGCAGAUACGACCCUUCAUUGUGGUGAUGCUGUCAUCAGUGCUGGCUCCCACCUCACCACCGCUCCGCUGCCGCUGACAUUCUGGCCUCUACACACCUGCCGCUCCACAGACCUGCUCCCCUCCAGCAGACCACCACCCUGCCUCCACCCUUCUGACCUCUGAGCGCUGCCACGUAUACUCAGCCCCUCCUCCUGAGCCAUCAGCUACAGCCACAACUGCUUAUAGUAUGUGCCAUAACAUGUAAAUAGUUUAUUCAGAGUUCUCAUCUGUGAAAGUAAAGUGGGGGGAGGGCAUGUUGAUUGUAUUGUAUAAUUGUGCUAUUAAAGAAUUCAUUGUUUGAAGAAAUGUA